Peronospora matthiolae is the source of this 459-nucleotide messenger RNA. NCBI's taxonomy places the organism in Eukaryota, Oomycota, Peronosporomycetes, Peronosporales, Peronosporaceae. The record is from the annotation of a GenBank genome assembly.
AUGGCGUCUCACGAGACCUCGCCUGCAAUGGCCGGCGACGCUGUCGUUGAUACCAACGUGAACACCACGAAACGACGCGAUCAUGUGCGGACGCCUGAAACUGGUUCGCCGGCAGAUGCAUCGGAUGGCAAAGGCGACGACGCGGUGGCCAGCUAUGACGACCAUCCUGGUAUGACGCGUGUCAGCGAGAACGAUGACAGCUCCGAAAGAUCCCUAGACUUUUUCAGCGAGUCCGGUGGUAAACCAAAUCAUCGCAUGCUUUGGUACGCCGCGGAUUACGCCUGGUGUUUUUAUGUGCAACACCAGACUCGGAAUCAAACGCUUCACGAGCUGGAGCUGAAUAAGAAGGAAGGUUGGUCCAUCUUUAGACCUACUACGUUUUUCAACGAGGGCUAUCUUGAGUACGUGACGAAGAAGUGCGCUUUUAGUUACAACAAGGACCAGACCGCUUGCGUCUAG